Messenger RNA from Nicotiana tabacum (common tobacco), 723 nucleotides. The record is from RefSeq and is a predicted model, not a curated record. NCBI's taxonomy places the organism in Eukaryota, Viridiplantae, Streptophyta, Magnoliopsida, Solanales, Solanaceae.
AUGUUGCUGAAAAUUUUUGGAGAAACCCUCACGGGGGGGGCCUUGACGUGGUAUUCGUUGUUACCCGAGAAUUCCAUAGACUCAUUUGAAAUGCUCACGGAUUCUUUCAUCAAGGAUCAUUCUGGAGCUAGAAAAGUGGCUGAAGCAUUCACCAAGGGAUUGAAUCCGAGGAGUUCAAACACUUCCCAGAAAUUGAAGAAAAGCCUACUCGAGUUUCAAGCAACGACCUGGGCGGAUGUCAACAACCGGUACAAAUCAAAAAUAAGGAUCGAAGAUGGUCAGGUUGGUUUUCCAUCGUCGACCAAAGGACGAGAAAAUAAUAGAGAAAAAUCAAAGGAUGAUUAUAAUGCGGAUAGACGGACUUUGAGGGGUCGAUGUUUGCCCUACGAACGGACCGCAGGCCGCAUCAGAGGUUUCCAAACAACGGACUGGUUCGCUGUUAACAGGAGGAUUGAUCGCGAUCAGAAUAAUCGAUCACUGCAGGAUAAAGAAGUGUCAGGAUCGCACGAUCCUUGUUACCCCAAGCUGUCGAAAUACAACUUCAACGUCAGUAUAAUGGAGUUGGUAUCGGCCAUGAGAAACAUCAAAGAAGCACGAUUCCCAAAAUCGAUGAGAUCUGAUUCCCGCCAGAGGGAUCCCAACUUGUGGUGUAAAUACCAUGGAAUGAAUGGCCACCGGACAUGGGACUAUCAACACCUCCGGGAAGAGGUGGCAACAUUAUAG